This is a messenger RNA of Colossoma macropomum (tambaqui), 4694 nucleotides long. It is a transcript of the gene sgpp1, whose product is annotated as sphingosine-1-phosphate phosphatase 1. Gene Ontology annotation, biological process: sphingosine metabolic process; phospholipid dephosphorylation. The coding region runs from base 303 to 1601 and encodes 432 amino acids. Lineage: Eukaryota; Metazoa; Chordata; Actinopteri; Characiformes; Serrasalmidae. Gene Ontology annotation, molecular function: sphingosine-1-phosphate phosphatase activity. The record is from RefSeq and is a predicted model, not a curated record. Gene Ontology annotation, cellular component: endoplasmic reticulum membrane. The transcript has 3 exons.
UUUCUGUCAGUUGAGCGGUUGACGUUGCUCUCUGAGGCAGCAGCACGUUUAACGGCUUUUAACUCAAGACGUGGCAGAUUUUUGGCACAUUUUUCAUCUUUUUUCAACUUAAAACUGAUAAAGAACUACUUCUUCGCGCACUUUUCUGCCGUGGAAUGAGCCGCGCUCUGUUUAUUUAUCUCUCUCGCUGUAGCGGACUAGCACAGCCGGCUAGCUAAACAGGCUAACGAGACUAGCCGGUCACUGUAUUUGGCUUAAUAUUCUUUCCGUUCGUGGAAAAAAGAAAAGUUUCCACAGGAAAAAUGAAAGCGGGAUUAUCUCAGCUGCUGUUGGACCUGCAGGACCCGCAUCUCGUGGCCCGUUUCCAGCAGUUCUGCGGGGUUAGCGGGACGUUCACGAGGAGCGAAGCCGAGGUGAACGGCGGGAGCGGCGUGGAGAGAGCUGGCUGUGUCCGGCAGAGAGCAGCCCUCUCGAGCGGAGAGGAGAAGAAGGAGGCGAAAGGGGACCGCUGUAACAACAACGGCGUGGCCAACGGGACGCCGGCGCUGUCCGCCGCCUCCGCCGCCGCCGGGGAAACCGUGACCACCGUGAAGCCGCUGCGCAGGAACUCUUUGACCGGCGACGUAGGCCACGAGUUCCACAUCGGCAACCGGCUCCUGUACUACCUUUUCACCUGCGGCACCGAGCUGGGCAACGAGCUCUUCUACAUCAGCUUCUUCCCCUUCCUCGUGUGGAACGUGGACGCGCUGGUGGCGCGCCGCCUCAUCGUGGUCUGGGUCUGGGUCAUGUACCUGGGCCAGUGCACCAAGGACGUGAUCCGCUGGCCGCGGCCAGCCUCGCCGCCGGUGGUCAAAGUGGAGGUUUUCUACAACUCGGAGUACAGCAUGCCGUCCACGCACGCCAUGUCCGGGACCGCCGUGCCUCUGGCGCUGCUUCUGCUCACCCACGACCGCUGGGAGUAUCCGUUCCUGCUUGGAGUCGCUCUUGCUCUCAGCUGGUGUGUACUGGUGUGUGUGAGCCGAAUCUACAUGGGCAUGCAUUCUGUCCUGGACGUCAUUGCCGGUUUCCUCUACAGCUUGCUAAUCCUGGUGGUUUUCAGUCCUGCCCUGGAUGUGAUCGACACGUUUAACCUGUCCUGUCGCUACGCUCCCAUCCUCAUAGUGUCCCUUCAUGCAGGCAUGGGGCUCUUCUCCUUCACCCUGGAUACGUGGAGCACCUCUCGGGGCGACACCGCUCAGAUCCUGGGCACCGGGGCAGGAAUAGCCGUGGCGUCCCACCUUAACUACCAACUGGCCCUGAUCCCAGAUCCUCCAGCCUCCAUGCUUCCAUUACAAGCACCAACCCUCAGCUUCAGUCUGGUGGGGCUGUGUUUGCUCAGAUUCGUGCUGGGAGUAAUAAUGCUUUUAGCAACAAGAGCUGUGAUGAAGGCCCUCACGAUCCCUCUCGUGUGCUGGUUUGUUGGAAUUCCAAGCGGAGACGUCCGGAAGGCCAGGCAGAAUAUGCAGGUGGAACUGCCGUACCGGUAUAUUGUUUACUGGACAGUGGGAUUCAGCGCGUUCUUCCUUGUGCCCUCCUUCUACUUUUGCAUUGGCUUAUCCUGAUUGGGUGGAAGGAAUGUCCAGCAAACGUGGUGUCUAAUCAGAUUUGUCUCAGACUGCUGAACGGAGCUAAUGCCAGCCUUUUAGCACUGCAAAAAAUGAUCAUCCCCCCAACAUCACCCAGAGCAAAACAUUCAGAGUUCAGCAUAAACAUUAGUAAUAACUUUCGUGAGGUGUUUAUACUAAAACCUUUAAAAAGAGACCCAAAGCAAUGACUUCCAGUCCAUUUUACAACAGUGUGUAGCACAUUUACAGCUUUGUGUUUUACUUAUAGAGUCUUUGCAACUCUAAAUUCUUAUUUUUCUAAAACCAGAUCCAUUCAGCCCAGAAUUUAUUGUCAAAUUUACUGUCCUUUGUCGCUUCUCUCAUUUAUCAGCGUGAUUAGUAACUAAUCGAAGGGUUUGUUUGGACUGAAAGGCUGGAUUCGGGAGACACCAUUUCAUCUUUAAUGGGCACAUAUUUUGUACCGGUCUGUGGUUGUUCUCUAGAACUUUUCAGGUUUCAGUAGCACCUUGGAUGCUUAAAGACUUUUCCAAAAAAAUCAUCCCAUUAUUUGGGAUAAUGAUGUUAACAUGUUUGUUUUUUUUUUGUUUGUUUGUUUGUUUGUUUUAGGCAGCAGCAGUCUGAACCUUGACUGAGUUACUUUAGAUGUGUGGAUUUCUUUGACUGAAACAUCUGACAGAAGGGCUGUGACUGACUGAAUGACCAACCGACUGAUGCUCAAUCUCACCAAAUUAACUGUUAAACCUCAGUAGCCUUCAGUUAUGACUGAGCAAAGAAGAAAAGUAAGGAUUAGGGUAGUUAGAUUACUUUACAGUCUGGCCCAAACCUGACCGAGACCUAGAAAUAAGCGCUUUAACGCUGUCUGAAGUUUUUAGACAAGGUCUGAAAAGGUUCAGUUCUACAUAGCAGACAGUUGAGUUUAACUCUAAACUCUUCUCUUAGCUUAGUAUUGCUAUUGGCCAUUUUAGGCUAGAGCAGCAUUUGGCUUUUUGACCCUCUAGCCUAGAGAGCCUAAUGGCAUUAUAUCUUUUUUCCACUUUUGUAGUAUUUUCAUCGCCAGUUUCUCGCACAAAUUAAUGCUAGUAAUUCGCGUUUGGUCUCCUGUGUACAGAUUAAGAUCUUAGAUUUCAUAUAAAAUUGAUUCUCUUAUAAAUAUUUGUUAGUCCAGGGUUAGGCUUAAUCCAUAUCUCUGAAACUGUGCACAUUUAUGCUUGGGAGAUCUUCUAAGAGGAGCUUUCUGACUUUCCUUUUUACUUUUAUUUCCCCCUUGAAAUCACCAAGUUGAUCUGCUGCUUGAAAAUAUUAUUACUGCAUCUGUUGUUUUAUUCGUUUAUGUGCGUUUCAUUGUUGUAAAUGAAUAGCUGGACUACUGAAAAGACGGAGGAAUGUUAGGGGCUAACCAUCUUCAGUAGAGUCCUCGAGGUGACCGUAGUUCUAAAAAUGUUCGCAUUUUAUACAAAAAUCUCUUUGUUGAUCGCAACUUGAGCUUUUGCCUUUAGACAAUCAAUUUUAACCACUAUGGUAGGAUUUUUUUAAGGGACUUUUAGGUUUAAAUGCUUGUGAUCUAAGCUUUUAUGUGCUAAAGAACUCUUCAUCAAAGAGUGAGGAGAAUCUGUUCUAAUUACAUUGAAUUGGAACAGGUUUGCAAGGAAUAGCUAUUAAAGGGGAACUCCACCGAUUUUGUAAAAUUACUUAAUCAAUCAAUGGUUUAGAUGUGAGCAAAAUCAUUCCAGAGAAAUUUACAGAGUCAGAGUUGUUCACCAUGAUAGUACUAGGAACCAGACGUUCGGUGCGUUUAAUGGCUCCAAAAGCAACAUCCCGUUACGUUAUUAUACAAAAUGGUCAUGAAUGCAAGGCUUGAUACCUGAGCCAUUGUUUUGUGAUAGUUUUGUUAGAAAGUUUUGGCCUAAAAUGUAUUUUUAUAGGUUAAUUUUAUAAGGUUUUACUCCAGGUUUAGUUCUGUGUUUCCUUUCAAAACCACUUUCUCAACUGAGAUCAAUGAGCACGAGCUAAUUUGCUUUUGUUGUUACUCGCCUGUAGCUACAGCCGGUCAGCACGGCUAACGCCAGCAGCAGCUUUUGUUUACAGUUUAUUUUUUCUUAAUAUUUUGGAAGAUUGCAGAGUAUCAGAGGACUUCGAGGAGGUCAGGAUCCAAAUUGUCAUAGAGAGAGAGAGAGAGAGAGAGAGAGAGAGAGAGAGAGAGAGAGAACCUGCCAGCGCCGACGCAGAGCACACCCAGAGUGAAUGGAAUCUGCUGGUCUCAACAACAAACUACUUGCUACUCCACAGUUCAUGAGGUAGAAUAGUGAGGUAGAUAGCUUUUGUUUUCUUGCGUGUUCCACUUUAGACAGUCUGUUCUAAGCUAACGGCUAACAGUGAUAUAUAUGCACAGUGGCAAAUGACGACUAAUUGAUGUGUAAAUCCGCGGCUCUGCAGUCAGACACUUCUCCAAAAGACGUGCAGAGUGGAGAGGUACAUGCAGGGCGUUGUAAGGAAAAAAUAGUCCCCAAAGAAAAUAUAUUAUUUAAAUUUUCAGGAUUUUACAAUGAUCAGCGUGACACACAAAAACAUACAAGACACCUGUAAGUUCACUGGUCAUUUUGGAAGCAGAUGAAAUGGUGAUAUUUGUAAUAUAGAUGUACGCACGUCUGGUUCCUGGAACUACAAUGGUGAACAAUUCUGACUCUUAAUUUAUCAAGAAAGGCACGUUUCACACCAAACCACUCUGAAUGAUUUUGUUUACAUCUUAACCACUAAAUAAUGAAUUAAUUUAGGAAAAUCGAUGGAGUUCCCCUUUAAUUCAGUUUUCCGUCUGUUGUCUUAAUUGUAGAAGUCUGGUUUUAGGCUAAUGUCUAAAAGUGAUUGAGGUACUGUUUAAAAUGCACUGUUCCCAGAAUGCACUGUUCUUACAGGUGCCGGGGUGUAUCCAGGGUCACCAUAGGUGAGAUGAGGCUGGUCAGGCGAGUUUUCUGUAUUCCUCUGGCCUUGUGUGUCGUCCGCCUGUCUGCUGUAACGGAAGGCGGGUUUUCCUGAGUUUCACGUUUUGUAAACAGGAUGUUUUGUUGGGCUCGAGUUGAGGGUGAUAAGAACAGA